GCCCGGUUAGCUUUUCCUAUGCUUGCAUUUCACAUGCAAGUUCCCCGCCAGAGAGCUGAGAGGAGAAAGGAGUUUCCCAGAGCUGGUCAGUAUUUAUCAGAAGCAAUCACAGCUCCAUGAGGAGACAACAGGUUUGCACGCCUGCGAAGUUCCCUUUGAAGCAGCUUUCUUACCAGCUUUUGCUCCGGCUCGGUUCCUCAAUUUUUGUUAAGACAAAGUACCAUUUUAAACAUGGCUGUAGAGAUCCACAUGCCAGAACCCAUGUGCCUCAUUGGGAAUAAUGAGGAACAGCUGGUGGCCAACCAGGAAGCCCUGAAGGUCCUGUCAGCCAUCACACAGCCAGUGGUGGUGGUGGCCAUCGUGGGCCUCUACCGCACAGGCAAAUCCUACCUGAUGAACAAGCUGGCUGGGAAGGAGAAAGGAUUUUCUGUUGGACCCACUGUGCAGUCUCACACCAAGGGUAUCUGGAUGUGGUGUGUCCCUCAUCCCCAGAAGCCAGACCACACCCUAGUUCUGCUUGACACAGAGGGCCUGGGAGAUGUGGAGAAGACUGAUGAAAAGAGCGAUACUCAGAUUUUUGCGCUGGCAAUCCUUCUCAGUAGCACCUUCGUAUACAACACCAUGAACAAAAUUGACCAGGGUGCUAUCGACCUACUGCACAAUGUGACAGAACUGACAGAUCUGCUCCGGACAAGAAACUCCUCUGAACUUAGUGAACUUGAAGAACCUGCUGACAUGAGCUUCUUUCCAGACUUGGUGUGGACACUGAGAGAUUUCUACCUGGGCCUGGAAACAAACGGGCAUGCCAUUACAUCAGAUGAAUAUCUGGAGAAUUCACUGAAGCUGAAACAAGGUAGUGAUGAAAGAACCCAAACAUUCAAUCUGCCCAGACUGUGCAUCCAGAAGUUCUUUCCAGUGAGGAAAUGCUUUGUUUUUGACUCCCCUACUCACAGAAAUAAGCUUUCCCAGCUUCAAACACUCAGUAGUGAGGAGCUGAGUUCUGACUUUGUGCAGGAGCUGUCAGAGUUCUGUUCUCAUAUCUUCAGCCAUUCCAAGACCAAGAUUCUUCCAGGUGGCAUCCAGGUCAAUGGACCUCGUCUAGAAAGCCUGGUGGUGACCUACGUUGAUGCCAUUAAUAGUGGGGCUCUACCCUGCAUAGAGAAUACAGUGAUAACCUUGGCUCGGAGAGAGAAUUCUGCUGCAGUGCAAAAGGCCAUCACCCACUAUGACCAGCAGAUGAGCCAGAGGGUGAAGCUGCCCACAGAGACUCUCCAGGAGCUGCUGGAUCUGCACAGGACCUGUGAAAGUGAAGCCAUGGAAAUCUUCCUGAAGCAUUCUUUCAAGGAUGAUAACCAAUGUUUCCAGAAGGAAUUGGAGACCCUACUAAGUGCAAAGCAGGAUGAGAUUUGUAAGAAGAAUGUAGAAGCCUCUGCAGACCACUGCUCAACCCUACUUGAGAGUAUUUUUAAGCCUCUGGAACAAGAAGUGGCAGGGGGUGUCUAUGCUAAACCAGGAGGCCAUAAUCUCUACCUUCAGAAGAUGGAACAGCUGAAGGCACAGUAUCGUCAGCAGCCAGGGAAGGGGACACAGGCUGAGGAAGUGCUGCAGAAAUAUUUGAAGGCCAAAGAACCACUGAGCAAUACAAUUCUACAAACAGACCAGGCUCUCACAGCCAAGGAGAAUCAGAGGAAAGCGGAGCAAGCGAGAGCGGAAGCUGCAAGGGCGGAAGCGCAGAGGUUGGAGGUGAUUCGAAUCCAGGAGGAGCAAAAGAGGGCAGAGCAAGAGAGACUACAUCAAGAGAAACUGAAGCAAAUAGAGAUUGACAGAGCAAACUUUCGGGCAGAGCAACAGAGGAUCAGGGAACAGAGGCUCCAGGAACAGGCUGCGAAGAUCAAGGCAGAACAAGAAGCUCAACUCAGACAACUCAAUGAACAGCUUCAAAACGCAAGAGCAACAAGCUAUCACUCGCCAAAUGAUGAGUGUAUCUUACUUUAAAACACCAAAAGCCAGGACUUCCCUUUCUUACUGCUUCUUAUUGAAGGAGCAAAAGACCAAAGGACUUGAGACAACCGUAGUUAUAAAAUCCCAGUGCCCCCUAUCUGACUGCCAUAAUUGUCUCAAGGUAUUUUAAGUUACCUAGGGGGUGUUGACUUAGCCAACAUCUUGGACUCACAUGUGUAUCCUUCCUUUUGGUAGACAUAGAUAGAAAAUACCUAUGAGAAAUCAGAAACAACGUGUAUUUCUCAACUGGAUGGAAGCCCCUAGUCUGAGGGCAGUGUGGCUCCUCAGUACUGUUAGCUGGCCAUUUGCAUGUUCUCUUUCCUUUCUCUUUCUCCUUUAGGAGCCCAAUCACACUUUGGUCAACCUUGUCACAUGCCCAGAUAUCAUGUCACUCACUUAGAGGUAGAUUUGUUUCUACUGAUUGUCUACUCUGCCAGGUUCACAUUCUAUCUUUUGUUAUGUUCAUUAAAGAAAUUCUUCUUCACUAAUACAGAGUUUUUGAUAUAUACAUUUGCCAUUGGCUCUGUCUGUUUCCAUUUUUCUUCCUUAAAGUCUACACCUGCCCAUACAUAUUGCUCACUUUCUUUCUUUCUUUUUUUUUUUAAUUUUAGUUUUUCGAGACAGGGUUUCUCUGUGUAGCUUUGGAUUCUUUCCUGGAUUUCGCUUUGUAGACCAGGCUGGCCUCAAACUCACAGAUAUCCGACUGGCUCUGCCUCCUGAGUGCUGGGAUUAAAGGUGUGCACCACCAUUGCCCAGCUUCUACCAGAUUCUUUAACAGUGUUUUAAAUGGUUUCUAAUCAUUCUAAGUCUAUCUCUAUUCAUGGAUUUCUUUGCUUUAUCUCUUUAAAAAUAAAUGACUAUACUUGGUUUUAC
Molecule: messenger RNA, 2874 nt
Organism: Peromyscus eremicus (cactus mouse)
Lineage: Eukaryota; Metazoa; Chordata; Mammalia; Rodentia; Cricetidae
Product: guanylate-binding protein 5-like
Exons: 11
Coding region: 232-1995 (587 amino acids)
Molecular function (GO): GTP binding; GTPase activity
Source: RefSeq, a predicted model, not a curated record